GGAAUUCUUUGCCUGCCGCUUCUCUCCUGCACAGCCAUCCACCCGCGGUCUUCUCAGCCACGCAGUCACCGAAGGUCUUCUAGACGGGCGCAUUUCAGGGGAGAAUUAGCAGACAGGAGAGAGUUUGCAAUCAAUCUUGCCACGAUGGAAGUGCCCAGUACGCACACAGGCGCCCUGUAAACUUACAAAGCCUCAAUAUUUGAAGUUCGCCCUUCAAAGAUCUUAUCUUAGCUAUGGCAACAUUUCCAGCAAGCAUGACCUGUGGAACCAUAAUUGUCAUCCCCUCUAAUGGAGCGGCCCCUGGAUUGCCCUGUGUUGCUCUUCAGGCAUCUGGAGCAACUCCAUAUCCUCAGUAUGGAGUUCAGCAACUUGGAAUUUCCACCAGUGCUCCUCAACAAGUCCCCCAGAAGGGUCCUAUGGAGAGAUUCCUCAGUGCUGAGACCAAAGUGCUUGGGGCCGUCCAGAUCAUGAUUGGAUUGAUCCACAUUGGCUUUGGGGCUGUCGCAAUUUGUCUCUAUCCUUACGAUCUUACCGUGUCUGGAACUGGAGGUUACCCCUUUUGGGGAGGGAUAUUUUUCAUUUCUUCUGGAUCACUUUGUGUAGCAGCUGCAAACCGUCCAAAUCAGGAUUUGGUGAAAUCUAGUGUAGGAUUGAACAUCACAAGUGCUAUAAUGGCAGUAGUUGGUAUCAUCCUGUAUCUGUGUGAGAUGACCAUCAGUACUAUUUCUUUGAUGGCUGGCCAGGGAUAUCUCAAUGGAGGUAUAGUGAAUGUCGGUUAUGGCCUCUCCAUUGUGCUGCUCUUGUUCAGCCUGUUGGAAUUUUGCAUUGCUGUUUCCCUUGCACACUUCGGGUGCCAGGCAACUUGCUGUUCUGAUGCCCAGCCAACCAUGCAUUUUGUGCCUUACCAAGUCAUCGAAGAUGGAGCAGUCACACCUGAACCAAAUCCUUCUCCUCCUCCACCGACUUAUGAUAACGUGUUUACCAAAUCUCUGUAAAACAAGAAAGAAAUGUGAGAAGUGUUGCAGAAGAGGUUUCAGGAGAAGCAAUGUGUUACCUUGUUUUGUCCUCCAGCUUCCUUGUUUGUUUUUCAGUUACAACCUUUAAACAUCAAAUUAAAUGGUGGCAAAUUUAAAAGUUCUUCUAGUUUACUUAAUAGCUAGAACACUUCUCAAGAAGCAAGAAUUUGUGCUGCAAAUCAUCAGCGUAUUUAUGAGGAAGUCGAUUUCCUACACUGGAUGAUGGAAGCUGUUUAUUACACUUAUGUUCAUAUUCUAGAUGGGUUUUUUUAAUGACAAAUAUGGAAUUAAGUAGGAGAUCUGAUGUUACAGAAAAGAAAAACAGCUACUAAAAUUAAAACACUAUUAAUAAAACAUAUCAUUGAUACAAUACCUGUAGUUGUCUACUUAUGACUGCAAUUUGGACCAGACCAUCCAUAGCUCAAUGAGGCAGUUAAGUGAAUUGUGCCCGAUAUAUGAACCAAAUCCUCCUCCUUCUCCACCAACCUAUGAUAAAGUGGUUACUGAAUCUCAGUAAAACAAAAAGGAAACGUGAGAAUUGUUGGCAACAGAGGCUUCAGGAGAAGCAAUGUAUUUCAUAUUCCUUUAUUUUGUCCUCCAGCUUGCUUGUUUAUUUUUCAGUUACAGCCUUUAAACAAUAAAUGAAAUGAUGGCAAAUUUUAAAA
Messenger RNA from Crotalus tigris (Tiger rattlesnake), 1681 nucleotides. Its product is annotated as membrane-spanning 4-domains subfamily A member 8-like. Gene Ontology annotation, cellular component: plasma membrane. The coding region runs from base 234 to 995 and encodes 253 amino acids. Gene Ontology annotation, biological process: cell surface receptor signaling pathway. The transcript has 7 exons. Lineage: Eukaryota; Metazoa; Chordata; Lepidosauria; Squamata; Viperidae. The record is from RefSeq and is a predicted model, not a curated record.